Molecule: messenger RNA, 1840 nt
Organism: Candoia aspera
Lineage: Eukaryota; Metazoa; Chordata; Lepidosauria; Squamata; Candoiidae
Product: keratin, type II cytoskeletal 4-like
Exons: 9
Coding region: 47-1741 (564 amino acids)
Biological process (GO): keratinization; intermediate filament organization
Cellular component (GO): keratin filament
Molecular function (GO): structural constituent of skin epidermis
Source: RefSeq, a predicted model, not a curated record
UCCUUGAAAAAGUCACUGCCACCCAGCCAGCUACCCCCUAACCAUCAUGUCCCGCCAGUCUUAUGGGAUAAGCAUUUCAGGAGGGAGCAAGGGAUUCAGCUCCAGCUCAGCUUGCUUUGGAGGCGGACAGAGGAUGAACUUCAACAGCGUUUCCACCACCCGUGGAUGUUCUGUUCGUGGGGGAAGCGGAGGCGGUGGUGCUUUUGGCAGCAGAAGCCUGUAUAAUCUUAAUCAAGGGGGCAACAAGAGAAUCUCCUUCAGUGGACUUGGUGGCAGUGGCUUUGGUGGAGGGUUUGGUGGUUGCGGCCAAGGAGGUGGAAGCUUUGGAGUUAGUGGUGGCUUUGGUGGUGCUUUCGGAGGUAGUGGUGGCUUUGGUGGUGCAUUUCCAGUUUGCCCACCUGGAGGCAUUAAGGAGGUGACUAUCAACCAGAAUCUCCUGCAGCCCCUCCAUUUGGAGAUAGAUCCAGAGAUCCAGAAAGUGAGGGUCGAAGAGAGAGAGCAGAUCAAGACCCUCAACAACAAAUUUGCCUCCUUCAUUGACAAGGUUCGCUUUCUAGAGCAACAAAAUAAAGUAUUGGAGACCAAGUGGAAACUCUUGCAAGAACAGGGCCAUGGUUGUGGUGGUGGUCAAAAGAAUCUUGAUCACUUUUUUGAAGUUUAUAUCAACAAUCUAAGGAGGCAGCUGGAUGGUCUUCAGACCGAUAGGCGAGGACUUGAUUCAGAACUGAAAAACUUCCAAGAUCUUGUGGAGGAUUUCAAGAAUAAAUAUGAAGAAGAAAUUAACAAGCGCACUGCAGCAGAGAAUGAUUUUGUGCUCUUGAAAAAGGAUGUAGAUGCUGCUUACAUGAACAAAGUAGAACUGCAGGCAAAACUGGAUGCCUUAACAGAUGAAAUGAAUUUCCUAAGGUGUCUGUAUGAAGCUGAACUGAACCAGAUUCAGCAAACUGUUUCUGACACCUCUGUUGUCCUUCAAAUGGACAACAACCGGAACUUGGACUUGAAUAGCAUCAUUGCUGAGGUCAAAGCUCAAUAUGAGGACAUUGCCCAGAAGAGUCGGGCAGAAGCAGAGUCUUGGUAUCAAUGUAAGUAUGAAGAGCUUCAGGUCUCAGCUGGGAAACAUGGUGACAAUCUACGAGAUACUAAGGCUGAGAUCUCUGAGCUGAGCCGGAUGAUUCAGAGGAUACGAGCUGAAAUAGAAAAUGUGAAGAAGCAGUGUGAGAAGCUGCAGGCUUCUAUUGCAGAAGCCGAGGAACGUGGUGAACUGGCACUCAAGGAUGCCAGGGACAAGCUCUCUGAAUUAGAGGAUGCUUUGCAGAAGGCCAAGGAAGAAAUGGCCCGUCUCUUGAAGGAGUACCAGGAGCUGAUGAACGUCAAGUUGGCACUUGAUAUUGAAAUUGCUACCUACAGGAAACUGCUGGAAGGAGAGGAGAGCAGGAUGUCUGGAGAGUGCCAAAGUGCUGUGAGCGUCUCUGUGAUAGGUUCUAGCACGACUACUCCUGGCGGAGGAUACGGUGCUGGAUUCGGAGGAGGAUUAUGCUAUGCAGGAGGAUCUGGCGGCUUUGGUGGCUUCAGUUCUGGAAGCGGGAGAGGUGUAUGCAGCAUAGGUGGUGGAGGCGUUUGCUCUGCAGGAGGAGGGUAUGGAGGAGGAUAUGUUUCCAGCUCUGGAGGUGCCAUUGUGAAAAAAACUACCACCUCCUCCUCCUCCUCCUCUUCCACCUUCAUGAGUGCAGGCAGGAAAUAGCGAGUAACAGACACCAAGACAUCAUUCUUCUGAUGAUCUCCACCAGGCAUACCCAACCCAACCUUGGCAUCUUUCAGAGAAAAGAACUUUGUCUCUUAC